Molecule: messenger RNA, 2146 nt
Organism: Plutella xylostella (diamondback moth)
Lineage: Eukaryota; Metazoa; Arthropoda; Insecta; Lepidoptera; Plutellidae
Source: RefSeq, a predicted model, not a curated record
AAUCAUCGUAUUAAACAAACGGAGCCGGCUGAUUGUCGCGCUCCUGCCUCACUCGAGUCGCGACCGCCGCCGCCGCCGCACGCGCGGACAAACAGCAGUUCCACAAGAAGAUACAACGAAUCAGCGAACGACAUCACUGCCGAAAUAAAAAAGAAAACAAUCGACCAAUCAAAUAGAUCGGAAGAGGAAAACCUUCCAAAUUCAAACUGAAUGAAGCGACUCCGUCACGGCAGUUUGAAAUAAGAACUUUUUUAUUCUUCUAAUUUCGGGACUAGUGAUGUUUGUGAGUGUGCGUAGUGUAGUGAUGUGCUGUAGUCGCGGCAGUGACUAGUGUUGUGUGUAACAUUAGAAAAACUGGAGGUCGACGCGAAUGAGACGUCCGUUGUUGGCUCGCUGACGACAGAUGUCACCCCAGACUCUGCAAUGUCGGCCGAUGGGUCGACGACGGACAUCAAUGGUCUACUCAACGAUACAGAAUCUGAUCUCACCGGCCUAUCGCAUGUUGAUGCCCCAAAUGAUGCGAAUUACAUGAUAUGCGGCGUCGUCAUCGCCAUGGCCCUCGUGGGGCUCAUCAUUGUCCUGCUCGCCCUUACUAUUAACAAGCUGCGCAAGCGCGAGGAGCACUCGGCGUCGGUGCACCCGGCGGAGGUGCUGGCGCCCGCGCCCGCGCCCGCCGAGCCGCUCGCCUUCCGCCAGCAGCCGCUGUGGCAGUUCCCGCCGCCGCUGCCGCCGCCCUACGUCUAUUCGCAUGAUCCGGAUACCCUGCAGCCUAUCGGGAACGAGCGUGCGAGCUUCCGCAGCCUCCGCAAGAACAUCGGGGGCCGAUGGAAGCGACUCGUGAACAAGAAGCCAGAACAGGAGGUGUACACGAUACCCCCCGAGCUGAAGCCGCAGCUCAAACAAAUCUACGUGUACUGAGCGAAGAGCCGGCAGCCGUCGUCGCAGACUCAGCACUGAAGCAGGACACUUCACGGACGCUGCUACUGUGACACCUAUUCUUAUGGUUGUAAAUCGUUAAUACAUAUCUUCACUCGAAUAUCAAAAUUCUAAUCCAGACCAUCUACACGUCUUCGGCGGCCUUAACAAUUUGUCUUUCAACAUAUCGUUUCGACCAAUUAAUUCUAAUGUUUAAAUGUAAAUUAUUUUUCUUUUCAUUAACAAAGCACUAUUUUGUGAUGUAAAAUCUAGAUUUGUAUUAAUAAGUAUUAGAAAGCUGAUGUUUGUGAGUGCUGUUUCGUUGCAAAGUGUUGUCGAUUGUUGAAGAAUGAGUGAUAGUCAAUUUGCGUUUAGUUUAAUUAAUUAUUUAAUGAUAUGAAUGGACUUAGUAACGUGCGGUCGCGCAUAUUAGUGACGAAAAUCCAAUAAUUAUGAUAGAAAGAUGCCUUGUUAAAUGUAAUUUUGACUUAUUAGGGCAUUUUGUAGUUCACUAAUGUAAUCUAAGACAGAUCGUACUCUUAAUGAUAUCGAUCAAAUGUUUUGUGAAGCUAUGUACACGUCUAUGUAUGUAAUUUCUGUUUUGUGAUGGAAAUGACACAGUAGUAGAUCACUUCAUAUAGUUUGAUGCAGUAUUUUUAUAGUCCCCUGUUCUGGAUGAGACUGAAAAAUUGUACAAUUUGUGUGAAAACACAACUAACAUCACUGUUAUCAGAUACAAAAACUAUUUUCUGAUAUUUAUUACUGAAAGGAAUAUCAAACAUUUACUAAUUAAACACAAGAAUUAUGAAUGACCUAGUUAGUUGAAAAUUGCGUUUCUUGCAUGCUAUUAGUAGACUAAUUUUCAGAUUUUCGCCAGGUCCUUACACUGUGAUAUGGUUUAAGCUAAAGUGUAACAAAAGAGUAGGUUAAAAUCAUAAAAAGAAAGGAGACAAAGGAUUUAGAUGGAAACAACCAAUUUGUAUUGUAUAAAAUCAUAGAAGAAUAAAGGACAGCUGGUGGAGAAUUUUGAUAGCUCAUAUUGAGCCUGAUAUUUUUGAUGAAAUAAGUUAUUAGCUAGGUACAACUCAGCCAUUGUAUUUUUCGGUGAAUUCUUAAUGUAGAAAUGCAGCAAGUUAUCACAGAAUCAAAUGUGUGAGCAAAUUGAUAUUUUGUUCACCAAAAUGUAAUCGUUCAUUAAAAUAUUGAAAAAUAAAUUCCAUCAUGAAAAGUU